GGAGGCGCGUCCGGUGGCGGACUGCGCGGGUUGCCGUGAGAACCCUUGACAACAAAAGGCCCGGGCGGCGGCUGAGGCGCGGUAGAGCCAAGUCGAGGACCCCUGCGCCCCCUCCCGUAACCAGCGCUUUCCCGGGCCGGAGUCCAGAUCUUCCAUAAAAUGGAUAUUUCUCACACUAGAUACUGAACAUUAAGUAGAUGAUUUAUUCAGUAAAAUCUAAGCUGCCAUGGAAGAAAUACCAGUAAAAGUCGCCGUAAGAAUUAGACCUCUACUUUGUAAAGAAGUUCUUCAUAACCAUCAAGUUUGUGUGAGAGUUAUUCCAAACACCCAGCAAAUUAUCAUUGGGAGAGAUAGAGUUUUUACUUUUGAUUUUGUUUUUGGCAAAAAUUCCACUCAAGAUGAAAUUUAUAAUACAUGUAUAAAGCCCCUAGUGUUGUCACUCAUUGAGGGCUAUAAUGCAACUGUUUUUGCCUAUGGACAGACUGGAUCUGGGAAGACAUACACCAUUGGAGGAGGCCAUGUUGCAUCAGUAGUGGAGGGUCAAAAGGGUAUCAUUCCUCGAGCCAUCCAAGAAAUAUUUCAAAGCGUCUCUGAAAAUCCUAACAUUGACUUUAAUAUAAAAGUAUCCUACAUAGAAGUAUACAAGGAGGACCUAAGAGAUCUUCUAGAACUGGAGACAUCCAUGAAAGAUCUUCACAUCCGAGAAGAUGAAAAAGGAAACACAGUGAUUGUUGGGGUCAAGGAAUGCCAUGUGGAGAGUGUGGAUGAAGUGAUGAGUCUCCUAGAGGUGGGGAAUGCCGCUAGACAUACAGGUACCACGCACAUGAAUGAGCACUCCAGCAGGUCACAUGCAAUUUUUACAAUCAGCAUUUGUCAAGUUGAGAAAAAUGCAGAGGCCUCUGAUGAUGGAUCAUGGUAUUCCCAUCGGCAUAUCAUCUCCAAGUUCCAUUUUGUAGAUUUGGCUGGAUCAGAACGAGUUACCAAAACAGGGAAUACUGGUGAACGGUUCAAAGAAUCCAUUCAAAUCAACAGUGGAUUGCUGGCUUUAGGAAAUGUAAUAAGUGCCCUUGGGGACCCACGCAGGAAGAGCUCACAUAUUCCAUACAGAGAUGCUAAAAUUACUCGGCUUCUGAAAGAUUCCCUAGGAGGCAGUGCCAAGACUGUCAUGAUCACCUGUGUCAGCCCAUCCUCCUCGGAUUUUGAUGAGUCUUUAAAUUCUCUCAAAUAUGCCAACAGAGCUCGCAACAUUAGAAACAAACCCACUUUAAACUUUAGUCCCAAGUCAGACCGUAUGGAUGAAAUGGAAUUUGAAAUUAAGUUGCUGAGAGAAGCUUUGCAAAGCCAGCAGGCUAGUGUCAGCCGAACUAGCCAAGUCCUACGAGAGAGCACUCCUGAUAAAAAUAGGAUCCAUUCUCUAGAGGAGCAAGUAGCUCAGCUACAAGGGGAAUGUCAGGGCUACCAAAAUUGUAUAGAAGAAGCCUUUAACUUCCUGGUGGACCUAAAAGAUGCUGUUAGAUUAAACCAGAAACAGCAAGAUCAACUUCAGGAAUGGUUUAACAUGACCCAAGAGGUCAGAAAGGCUGUCCUCCCUUCAUUCCAAGGAAGCCAGGGCACUGGAGACCUGGAAGAAGGACCACAGCAUGUUACAGUUCUCCAGCUGAAGAGAGAGCUUAAGAAAUACCAGUGUGCUCUGGCUGCUGCUGACACUAUAUUUAAUCAGAAGGAACUGGAGGUGAAAAAACUAAAGAAACAAGUGCAAGAGUUGAUACAGGAAAACAAAGGAUAUAUUGUGUCUUUGAAAGAAGCACAGAGAGUGAAUAGAUUACAGAGUGAAAAAAUAAUAGAACAGCAACUUCUUAUGGAUCAACUGAGUGAAGAAUUAACAAAACUUAACGUGUCAGUGACUUGUUCAACUAAGGAAAAUUGUGGAGAUGGGCCUGAUCCUAGAAUUCUUGAAAAGAGACCAUAUACUGUACCAUUUGAUGCUCAUUUGGGGCAUUAUAUUUAUACCCCAUCAAGACGAGACUCCAGAAAGGUCUACUCAAGUCCUCCUAUGUACUCUCUGGAUCAAGUAUUUGCUGGAUUUCGAUCACGAAGUCAGAUGCUCUUGGGUUGCAUAGAAGAACAAGAUGAAGUCCUCCACUGCCAAUUUUCUGAUAACAGUGAUGAUGAAGAAUCAGAUGGCCAAGAAAAAUCUAGAAUUGGCUGUAAAGGUCGUCAGUGGAUUAAAAAGCCAGCUUCUAUUUGUUCUCUUGUUGAGUUGAAUGAUAUUCAAGAUGAAACGCAAAAGUCAACUUUGGGAAAUGAAGAUUUAAAGAUUGAAUGCCUUCGGAAGAGUCAAGAGUCAAAUUUGCAAAAAUUAAGAAGUUCAGAACUCAUACUUAAUGAAGCUAAACAAAAAAUGAGAGAACUUACAAUUAACAUCAAGAUGAAAGAAGAUCUGAUUAAAGAGCUAAUAAAAACAGGUAAUGAUGCCAAAUCUGUAAGCAAGCAGUAUUCUCUGAAAGUAACAAAACUAGAGCAUGAAGCAGAGCAGGCGAAAGUGGAGCUGACUGAAACACAGAAACAGCUACAGGAACUGGAAAACAAAAAUCUUUCUGAUACUGCUUUGAAGGUCAAAUUACAGAAAGAGUUCCGUAAAAAGAUGGAUGCUGCAAAGAUGAGAAUCCAGGUCUUACAGAAGAAGCAACAAGAUAGUAGGAAUUUUGCGUCAUUGUCGAUUCAUAAUGAGAAACGUGCCCAUGAACUAGAGCAGAAUGUAGAUCACAUGAGAUACCAAAAGGUACAGCUGCAAAAAAGACUUCGAGAGGAAAAUGAAAAAAAGAAGCAACUAGAUGAAGAAAUUCAGCGAGAUCAGCAAAAAAUCAAAGAGCUUCAGUUAAAAAACGAACAGGAAGAAGGUCUAAAACUGAAAGCUCAGGACCUUGACACAUGUCACUUACAAAAGAGAAAAGGCCCUUUUGGACAGGUAGAACCACUCCAGAAACUGGAUGAACAAAAGAAAUGGUUAGAUGAGGAAGUAGAGAAAGUUCUGAACCAACGCCAAGAAUUAGAGCAGCUGGAAGAAGACCUAAAGAAACGUGAAGCCAUAGUUUCUAAGAAGGAGGCCUUGCUACAGGAGAAGAGCCACCUGGAGAGUAAGAAGUUGAGAUCUAGUCAGGCCUUAAGCACUGAUAGUUUGAAAAUAUCAACUCGCCUGAACUUGUUGGACCAGGAGUUGUCUGAAAAGAAUAUGCAGUUUGAGAGCAGCACAACUGAGGAGAAAAUAAAGAUUUCAGAACAAGUUCAAGUUCUUCAGAAAGAAAAGGAUCUUCUCCAGAGACAAAGAAACAGUGUGGAUGAGAAACUUAAAAAUGGUAGAGUUCUAUCACCUGAAGAAGAACAUGUUCUUUUCCAACUUGAAGAGGGGAUUGAAGCUUUGGAGGCUGCAAUUGAAUACAAGAAUGAAAGUAUCCAGAGCCGCCAGAACUCACUUCGAGCAUCACUCCAAAAUCUCUCUCACAGUGAAGCAAAUGUCCUGGAGAAACUAAUUUGUCUGAAUCCUGUUGAGAUUAGGGCUAUCCUUCUCAGAUACUUCAAUAAGGUGGUUAAUUUACGAGAAGCUGAACGGAAACAACAGUUAGAAAAUGAAGAGAUUAAAUUAAAGGUUCUUGAACAGGAUAAUAUGAUUCGUGAGUUGAAAUCUGCACUGGAACGUCUGAAGUUACAAUGUGAUCGGAAGCUGACCCUCCAACAAAAGGAACAUGAAAAAAAGAUGCAGAUGUUGUUACAUCACUUCAAAGAGCAAGAUGGAGAAGGCAUUAAAGAAACUUUAAAAACAUAUGAAGAUAAAAUCCAGCAGUUGGAAAAAGAUCUUUAUUUCUAUAAAAAAAACAGCAGAGAUCUUAAGAAGAAGCUUAAAGAAGUGGCGCGGGAAGCAGUUCAGUGGCAACUAGCAUUGUCAGAACAUCCAAAUGCUGGAGAUGGAGUCCUGAAUCCAGAAGAGACAAGUGUGCUUUCAGAAGAAUUAAAAUGGGCAUCCAGAACUGAAAGUGCAAAACUAAAUGGAAGAGAAAAAGAAGUGGACAGUUUCCCAAGCAAACUAGGAAUACAACCACAUUCUCAGUUUUGGGAAGAUGUCACAGAAUUGCCUGCAGUUUAUAGCUCUGUAGCACCCCCUAGUGGACAAUUAAGCAAUAUGGCUAAAACAGAUGAAAAUCAUUUUACACAUCCUCACAGUCGAACAUCACCCCAAAUUCAGUCAGUAGGAAAUGUGGAACAACUUCAUGGUAUCACACCUGUAAAACUGUGUCGCAAAGAAUUACGUCAGAUUUCUGCCAUGGAACUCUCAUUACGACGUUCCAAUCUUGGAGUAGGAGUUGGAUCAAUGACUGCUGAUUCCAUUGAAGUAUCUAGGAAACCGAGUGAUUUAAAAACUUAGGCAUUUAACAGUAGAACUUUUAAUGUAGUGAAUAAAAAAAGAUUUCUUUUUCUAACUAGUUAAAAAUUAAAACUCAAGUUCACUAGGAUCCAAGAAAAAGGAAAGGAUUGAAUUUCUCAUCUAUUUGUGUAUUUAUGGACAUAUAUACCUGCUGUAGUGUAUUUUUAUUUCUAAUUUGCAUUUCCAUAGUAGUCAAACAAUUUUAUUCAAAUAUUUGAUAACAUUUAAAUAUUUCCACUUAUAAGAAGUAUGCUUAAAUUUUCAGGCAUUUUUAUAGGCAUAUUUGAAGAAUAUUCAAAGAAUAGAUUAAACUAUCCUUCAAAUGUAUAUUACUAUAACACUAUGUUAUAGCAUAUUACAAUGUCCAAUAACUUAUUGUUAUUCUAAAACACAAGUGUAUUUCUAUUUUUAGAAGAUCCAACUAAGUAUUUAGCUUGUAUCAGAGGUAGUUCAUCAGUUGUGUAUGUGUUGGCUGGAAUUGUUUUACAUUAUUAGUUUGCUAAUAGAAUGAAUGUUUCGCUUU
Messenger RNA from Perognathus longimembris pacificus (Pacific pocket mouse), 4943 nucleotides. It is a transcript of the gene Kif27, whose product is annotated as kinesin family member 27. The record is from RefSeq and is a predicted model, not a curated record. The transcript has 18 exons. Gene Ontology annotation, molecular function: microtubule binding; ATP binding; microtubule motor activity. Gene Ontology annotation, biological process: microtubule-based movement; mitotic spindle organization. Lineage: Eukaryota; Metazoa; Chordata; Mammalia; Rodentia; Heteromyidae. The coding region runs from base 227 to 4420 and encodes 1397 amino acids.